Messenger RNA from Varanus komodoensis (Komodo dragon), 1156 nucleotides. It is a transcript of the gene TMEM186, whose product is annotated as transmembrane protein 186. Gene Ontology annotation, cellular component: mitochondrion. The transcript is spliced from 4 exons. The record is from RefSeq and is a predicted model, not a curated record. NCBI's taxonomy places the organism in Eukaryota, Metazoa, Chordata, Lepidosauria, Squamata, Varanidae. Bases 272 to 1093 code for a protein of 273 amino acids.
GGGGGGACAAGGCCAGGAUCGCUCUAAAGAAACUGGGAAAUUCCGUAUGUCUGGAUAGCUUGUAGUUGGGCGAUCCGUUUACCUGGAUCAAACAAAAUGCCCCAGAAGUGUGUAAGUUUUCGAGUACUCCGGAAUCCUUCAUUGGACGGUUAAAAAAGCGGCACGGCUGCUGGGAGAGGACCAGAAAGCACAGCGGCUGGGCCGGAGGGGCGGCCUACUGCAGCGUGUGCCCCCCGCCUAAGCUUCCUCCUGCCUUGCCCCACCUAGCCUGAUGAAGAGUCCUGGAGAACCCAAAGACUUGCACCCUCUGGUGGCUUUGCUAGCAAACGGAUUGCCCAGUGGUGCGCCUCCUUUUCCCGUCUCGGACUCUUCGUUUUCCCUCCUCCCCAAAGUACAGCUGAGCAGCCGCUCUAAUGCUGCAAGCUACGCCCAUUCACCCGAAGCCAGGAUCCUUGCUGCUUGCACUGCCCCGCACUUGGCCCCACUGCGUGGAAGAUGCCUGCAACCGUGGAGGAAAGGAGUCCUCACCUCCCACCAUUCCCUUGGCAUCUUCAUGGCACUGCAGCCCUGGAGCCAGCAGGGCCGUGGUCUUUGGGGGACACAGCCCAGGCUGCUGGGUGCUUUAGCUUCUCGGGGUGCCCUGGAGCAGAAGUCCAGCACUGAAGGUGUGGAGCAGUUCCAGCUAAUUUACAGGUUCCCGGCCAUCAAAUACUGCAGGGCUGUUUCAAGGCUAAAGCUGCUGCAGACGGCCAUCACCAUCUUGGCUCUGCCUCCGGUCUGGUUUCUUUACUGGCAAAACCACAUCAGCCUGGCCCAGUGCCGGUACAGCACUGGCAUCGCUGGCUUCGCUGCUGUCAUGCUGUACGGCAUGAGCUUCUACUUCCGGCGAAUCAUUGGCAUGAUGUACCUGAAUGAAGAUGGCACCACUUUGCGGGUGGCACACCUGACAUUCUGGGGGAGGAGGAAGGACAUAUACUGCCCUGUUGAAACAGUGAUGCCCUUGGGAGAUAUGACCCAGCAGAAUGACGUACUGCUGCAGUUCAGGCAGAGCACAGAUCCUCAGGCUUGGGAGCCAGAUGAAGUCUCUCUGUGAAUAGCUACAAAAGACCGUACUUUCUGCUUAGCAGACAACUUUGUCAUCAAAAAUCUUCAAAAC